CAUGUAGCUUCUCUCAGUUUCUGAUCAUUCAACAUAAAACUUUUAAUCUUAAAUGUUGUUGUCUCUCUGCUCCUCCACUGGCCACAGUAGCAGACUAAGUGAGUCUGGCUGGUGUUUAAUGAGCUGAACCAGUCACAGCUGAGUAGAAGUGAAUACAGGGACGUGUUGAAGACGAACACAUCUCAGCUGCUCAGAUGAGUUUAUGCAACUUUUACAACAGCCCCUUGUACAUAAUCUAUAAAUCAGUCAAUCAGUCUGUUGGAGUCACUUCCUGGUUGUGUUGAGUUGUGACUCGUUGCUGUGUUUUUACUUUCACUUUCAUCGUGGAUCGAGUCUCACAAACAGUUGAACUUAAUACUGUAUAAAUGAUGGAUUGAACUCAUUUAAAACUCAUUUAAAACCAGGAUAGUCGAAGCUUCCACGUGAACCGUUUGUUCCUGUCGCGUGGAUCGAUCGAUCAAUCAGCUGAUUGGAGGAUUCGGACCUUUAAUUUAAUCUGAGGCUUCACACACGGAUCGAUGCAGGUCGAUCAAGCUGAAUGCAGGGACACUGAUCUCAGUGAGACGUUCCAGGACUCAGACCAGAGGACACAGAGCAGAAAGUUUUUUUUUCGUUGAGAGAAGAGUCGUUGGUUUCCAGCAGAGUGACAUCAUGGCUGCAGCAUCUGAGUGAACAAGCAGCUAUGAAAUGCUUCCCCCCACCAUGUCUGAGCUGAGGGUUGUUCUGUUGGGGAACACCUGGACUGAGAGGAGUUCAGCUGGAAACUUCAUCCUGGGAGAGACUGUGUUCAACACUGAGAAAGAACCAGACUGCUGUGUGAGAGUCAGUGGACGAUGCAUGUAUAGACGGAUUGUUCUCAUCAACCCUCCAGAUCUGCUGCAUCUGAACGUCUCUGAAGACAAACUGACAGAGUCCAUAGAAGAAUGUGUGAGACUCUCUGAUCCUGGACCUCAUGUGUUCCUGCUGGUUCUACAGCCUGAAGACUUCACCGAGCAACACAGACAGAGGCUUCAAACCAUCCUUGAAAACUUUGGUGAUCAAUCAUUUGAACAUUCCCUCAUAUUGAUAUCAAAACCUGCCAAGAUCAAAUCAGGUUCAAUGGAGAACUACAUGGAACAACCAGCUUUAAAACACAUGUACAGAAUGUGCAGGUACAGAUAUGUGAAGCAGAGUGAAGUUGAACUUCUGGAACUGGUGACACGCUUUGCUCAGAUUGUGAGAGAGAACAACGGAGAGCAUGUGAGCUGUGGUUUAUCUGGAAAUGGAGCAAAGCUGAGACACCAGGAACCACUGCCUGUCAACAUGGAUCCUACUCGAGCUGCAGCUCGAGGAGUCAGGAUUGUUCUGUUUGGGAAAAGUGAAGAAGAAAAGAUGACACUAGGAGACUUCAUCAUGAAGAAAAAAUCUUUUCACUUUCAAACUUUCUCUCCAAAACAACAUUGUGAGUUUGCUGAUGGAGAAUGGAAAGGAGAACCAUUAACAGUGGUGAAAACUCCAGACAUGUUCAGUCUGUCUGUGGAAUCAGUGAGAGAAGAGAUGAAGAACUGUGUGAGUCUCUGUCCUCCUGGACCAAAUGUUCUGCUGCUGUUAGUGAGGCCUUCUGAUUUCACUGAGGAGAACAGAAAAACUCUGAAGUUCAUCCUGAGUUUGUUUGGACGAGAUGUCUUUAAAUAUUCAGUGGUGGUCAGCACUUACAAGCAUCAGUGGAAUGAAACAAGUGUCUCUGUGAACAAGCUGCUUGAUGAAUGUGAUGGAAGACACUACAACAUGUUCAAAGAGGAUCACAACCAGCUGAUGGAGCAGAUUGAGAAGAUUGUUGAUGAGACUGAAGAGAGCAUCAAACCAAAGUUAAACCUGGUUCUGUGUGGGAGGAGAGAAGCAGGGAAGACUUCAGCAGUCAAAGCCAUUUUAGGUCAGACAGAGCUUCAUUCAGCCUCCAACUCAUCAGAGUGUGUUCAGAAUCAGGGAGAGGUGUGUGGACGUUGGGUUUCCCUGGUGGAGCUGCCUGCCUUGGAUGGAAAACCUCAGGAGGCAGUGAUGGAGGAAUCAUUGAGGUGUAUCUCCCUCUGUGAUCCUGAGGGCGUCCAUGCCUUCAUCCUGGUCCUACCUGUGGCUCCCCUCACUGAUGAAGACAAGGGAGAGUUAGAGAUCAUCCAGAACACAUUCAGCUCUCGAGUCAAUGACUUCACCAUCAUUCUGUUCACUGUGGAGUCAGAUCCAACUCAUCCAGCUGUUGUUAACUUUGUAGACAGAGACAGAGACAUCCAGGAGAUCUGUCAACGUUUUGGAGGAAGAUAUUUUGUUCUCAACAUCAAGAACAAACAGCAGAUCCCACAGCUGUUGGACAGAGUUGAACAGAUGAGAGUCACUAAGGACAAACCAAGCUGCUACACAACAGGAACAUUUGCUCAGGCUCAGAUGGAGAAAGUCUUACAACAACAGGAUGAACUUGAGAAGCUGAAAAAGAUCAAAGUUUCCUCUGCAGGUGAUGAAGAGAAGCAGAGUCCAGAGCGUCUCAGGAUUGUGUUGAUAGGGAAGACUGGUUGUGGAAAGAGUUCUACAGGAAACACCAUUCUAGGAAGAAAACAGUUUAAAGCUGAUUCUAGUUACACAUCAGUCACCAAAUUUUGUCAUAAAGCUCAGGGUGAGGUGGACGGUCGUCCUGUUGUUGUAGUGGACACUCCUGGUCUGUUUAACUCAACUUUGUCCCAUGAAGACGUCAAUGAGGAGAUGGUGAAAUGUAUCAGUCUUCUGGCUCCAGGACCACAUGUCUUCCUGUUGGUGUUACAGAUUGGAAGAUUCACAAAAGAGGAGAAGGAGACACUGAAACUCAUCAAGAAAGGAUUUGGAAAGAAUUCAGAAAAGUUCACAAUCAUUCUAUUAACUGGAGGAGAUUUGUUGAAACAACAUAAACUGUCCAUUGAAGAAUACAUAGAAACAAAUUGUGAUGAUUCCUUUAAGAAGCUUAUCUCUGACUGUGGAGGAAGAUACCAUGUGUUUUAUAAUCGUGAUGAAAACAACCAGCAACAAGUCAGAGAGCUGAUAACAAAGAUUGACACCAUGGUGAAGGAAAAUGGAGGCAGCUGCUUCACCAAUGAGAUGCUGCAAGAGGCUGAAGCAGCAAUAAAGAAAGAAAUGGAGAGAAUCCUGAAGGAGAAGGAGGAAAAGAUGAAGAGUCAGAGAGAAGAACUAGAAAGGAAACAUGAGGAAGAAAAGGAAGAAAUUAAAAGAAGAAUGGAAAAAGAGAAAAAAGAAAUUGAACAAGAGAGAGAACUAAGAGCAGAGCAACUUAAAGAAAUGGAGGAAAACAUCAAGAAGGAACGAGAGGAAAGAAAGAAGGAGCAGGGAGAAGAAGAAGAAAUGAAAAGAAAACAGCAGGAAGAAAGACAACUAUGGAUGUGGGAACAAGAACGAGAAGCUUUGGAGAAAAAAAUCAAGUUAGAAUCAGAAGAAAAGGAAACAAUUGAUAGAAAACUGGAGGAGAUGAGAAAAGAGAUGGAAGAAAAACGAGAAGAAUGGGAGAAAGAACGAAAAGAAUGGUGGGAGAAACGAUAUCAAGAAAAUGAACAGAGACGACAGGAGGAGAAAAGAAGAAUGGAUGAACUUGAAGAAAAGUACAAGCAGGAAAAAGAAGAUGAAAAGAAACAAAUAGAGGAUCAGAUCAGAAGAAAAGAGCAAGAGGAGAAAGAGAGAAAAUAUUUAGAAGAAAAACACAAACAAACUCUGAAGAAUCUGAAGGAGAAUUAUGAAGAUGACGCCAGACAGAAAGCUGAAGAGUUCAAUGGAUUUGAAAGGAAACAUUUGAGGGAAUUAGCAGCUCAGAAAGAAGAGUCUGAGAAACAAAUGUAUGAAUUAAUGAGACGUGUGACCAACAACACAGAAAACCUGAAUAGAAUCAAGUAUUUACUGAGAAACCAUGAGCAACAAAUGAAGGAAGAGAAAAAUGAGGCUGAAAAGGAAAAUCUGCAGAAGUCACAGGAGAAAGAGAUGAAUAAUUUGAUCCAAAAGAUUCUGAAACAAAAACUUGAGAACACAUCAAGCUGCAGCAUUUUAUAAAGUCGUGUUCUUCUUCUUCUGUCCAGAAUCCUUCAGACAUCAGGACCUUUACAGAGCAGAGUCACAUGUCGUCUUCUUCGUGUUCCUGUCUAGAUUAUCACGUCCUCACAGAACUCUGCUCUGAUAAUAAUAUUAAUGAACCAUCCACAUGGACACACAGAUCUACUGCAGCACUUAUCACACCCACUUAAUUCAUGUUUUAAAGAAUCUGGGACUCAGUCAAAGCUAGUGUGAUGUUACUUUAAUGACUUCAGGGUUUCUCAAUGUGUAUGAUCAUCUCUAGUAGAACAGUUAAAGAAGAACCAGAUGAAUGUUUAGGAACAAGUCAAAGUCCUGACCUUCAUCCAGUAGAAAUGUUGGAGCAUCAGUUGAUGAGAGGAAACCACCAACAUCUCACACUGACCUGGUUCUGUUCUGAUUAAUGGGAUCAAACUCCUCCAAGCUGCUCUCAGACAAACUCACAGAUAUGUGCAUGAUACAUUUAGUGGGACAGUAAGGGUCAUAUUUCAGUUUCAUGUCUUUCACUGGGUUCUCUUUCUCUACUUUCAGGACUUGUGUGAAAAUUUGAUAAUGUUUUGAGUCAUUUUUAUGCAGAAAUAUAGAAAACAACCUUUAAGCUGCUCUGUACGUUAGAGAUGACUGAUUUCUGCUGUUGGACAAUGUUUUUUUAUUCCAUUACAUCUGGACCAGUUAACGUUAUUGUUGAUGAACUUAUGAGACGUUGUGUGUUGUUCAGUGUGACUCUUUAAAGGACUCGUGUUCAUUGAAGCUGUGUCUACCUGCUGAUCAAUGAGACCUUGUAGUUUUUACUCUUUCACACUCUCUAAAUGGAGCUGAUCUUCAUUCUGGAUUUUCUCUUCAGGUUUUUUCAAAUCAACAUUUUAUGGUGGAAACAUUUGAUUUCUUUUCUUUCCUGUUUUAUCUCAGACGUGUUAAUGUUCAAAGAGUCGAUGCAGCCAGAUGCUGUUCAUCCUGCAGGAAACCUUCAUCUUCUGUUCUCUUUGAGCCUUUGUUUCUAAAAUCCAAAGACAUGAAUGAAGAGGAAGCAGCAGGACUUCAGCAGGAAGCUCUGGUUUUCUUUACAACAUGAUGGAGAAAUGAUGUUUGUGAUUUGAGUGAAAUAAAAUGUUCUGAAGUCACAACAUGAACUGAACUAUGAAACACAUGAACAUCUUUAACCUGAUACCUGAUGUGCAGAUAUCAGACUGUAGAGACAGAACACAUUUUCUUUUUUAUCCUGCUUUGAUUUAUUGAGUCUUUAUUUCUGAUUAUGUAAUGUAGAUAGAUUUCAGUGUAUGUAUUGAUCAUCCAGAUUUUUAUCUUGAUAUUUGAUCCAAAGAAACUUGUAACCAUGAGAUAAACUGUCAGAUGUGUCCUGAUAAAUAGAGUGACAUUAGAAACAUGUAGAACAUCUGUAUUUAGACGUCUUCUCUCCUUAACAUGUCCACAAUCUGUAGCUGAUAAGAACUGAUUUUACAUUCUCGUCCAGUUCAUUAUUUACUAACCAGAGUAUAUGUUGAAUAUCUGACUCAUUUUAUUGGUUCAUUGUGAAAUUAAACAGCCACAGUAUCUGAAUAAAGCAAAGUGAACUGAG
This is a messenger RNA of Mugil cephalus (flathead mullet), 5650 nucleotides long. RefSeq names its product GTPase IMAP family member 8-like. Lineage: Eukaryota; Metazoa; Chordata; Actinopteri; Mugiliformes; Mugilidae. The record is from RefSeq and is a predicted model, not a curated record. Gene Ontology annotation, molecular function: GTP binding.